AACGUCUUCUGUUGUUUUCGUAGACGUUAUUCAAUGAAAGAUGGAUUCCAACGAAAAUCCCGAGUUUUUGUCUGUUUUAAGCGAUAAUCACUUCACGUCUGAAGACAUGAACGCUGUUAUCGAAGACAUCAACCAAUCGACGCUCGAGGACGGCGGCGAUCACGUGAUGAACGAUCUCUUGACCACAACUGUCAUUAAGAGCGAGAUUAUGGACGAAACGACAGACGCGACGACAGCUAACGACGCGACGCCCGCAGAGACGACAGCGGAGGCGCCGGUCGAGGAGCCGAUGGAUCAGUUCACUGUGGAGGCCAUUGUGGGGAAGAGGAAGCGCGCGGGAAGAGUCGAGUAUUGCGUCAAAUGGUUGGGCUUUUCGGACGACGAGAACACGUGGGAACCGAUCGACAACUUGCACUGCGAGGAACUCAUCGCCGACUACGAGGCCAACAACAAGACCGCAACCGCUUCGGCAGCGAAGAAGACGCCCGCGAAGAAGGGCAGAGCGGCCGCCGCGACGCCGAAGACCCCGAAGCGCGGCGCGAGCGACGGCUGGAGUCGCGGUCUGAAGGCGAAGCGCGUGGUGGGCGUGGCGGAGAAAGAGGGCCAAUUGGUGUAUUCGGUGGAGUUCGUGGGCGAGACGACGGCCGAAGAGGUGGCGGCGACUGUGGCGCGCGACAAGUGUCCGCAACUGGUGAUCGCGUUCCUCCAAUCAAAGCUCGUGAUUCAGCGCAAAGGCCCGAAACUGCCGCUCGAGUCGUACCGCCCCCUGGCGUCCAAACAGUUCUCCAUUUUCCGACAAAACUCUCAAUAAUUUCAAAUACUUUUCAUUAGUUUUUCAUUUAAA
Messenger RNA from Medioppia subpectinata, 844 nucleotides. Lineage: Eukaryota; Metazoa; Arthropoda; Arachnida; Sarcoptiformes; Oppiidae. The record is from the annotation of a GenBank genome assembly.